CUCCCCGGACCCCGCAUUCACUAUAUCCGCUCUCCCCGGACCCCGCAUUCAUUAUAUCCGCUCUCCCCGGACCCCGCAUUCACUAUAUCCGCUCUCCCCGGACCCCGCAUUCACUAUAUCCGCUCUCCCCGGACCCCGCAUUCACUAUAUCCGCUCUCCCCGGACCCCACAUUCAUUAUAUCCGCUCUCCCCGGACCCCACAUUCACUAUAUCCGCUCUCCCCGGACCCCGCAUUCAUUAUAUCCGCUCUCCCCGGACCCCACAUUCACUAUAUCCGCUCUCCCCGGACCCCGCAUUCACUAUAUCCGCUCUCCCCGGACCCCGCAUUCACUAUAUCCGCUCUCCCCGGACCCCGCAUUCACUAUAUCCGCUCUCCCCGGACCCCGCAUUCACUAUAUCCGCUCUCCCCGGACCCCACAUUCAUUAUAUCCGCUCUCCCCGGACCCCGCAUUCGCUAUAUCCGCUCUCCCCGGACCCCGCAUUCACUAUAUCCGCUCUCCCCGGACCCCGCAUUCACUAUAUCCGCUCUCCCCGGACCCCACA
This is a messenger RNA of Staurois parvus, 543 nucleotides long. NCBI's taxonomy places the organism in Eukaryota, Metazoa, Chordata, Amphibia, Anura, Ranidae. The record is from the annotation of a GenBank genome assembly.